ACACAUUUAAACUUUUUGAAAGACACUUUUUGUCUUUUCACACUUUAUAAAUCGAAACCUAUUUGGUGGGAUAGAGUGCAAUAUCACCAAGCCCGCAUGUUAAUGUUUGGGUGAGAGAUGUGGCCAGCUUCUGUAUGAGUGUGCUCAUUGUGUGUGUCUGUAUUAUUUUAAUGUUCUUGUGGCACUAAGUAGCUGAGAAGUGGAUUUGUGACUGUAGCUCGCUUUUACCAAACGGAAGGGUGUUAUAGUGACUAUGUAUACUGUAAAUACCCAUUAAAAAUAUCGGGAAAAACACAAGUGUUAUCAAUAUGCUAUUACUUGCACACUCAGGACCAUAUUCACCUGUUUGUGUUUUUUACACAUCUGGACUUAAACACUGAGUCCGUGUACUCUCCUGUCAAGACUUACGACACCAGCAGCACACAUGCCAACUCUAAAGCUGAUCACAGCGAUGGACACACAGUAUUCAGCCGCAUUGUUGAAGUCGAUGAAUGAGCAGCGCAAUACUGGAUUAUUUUGCGAUGUUACAAUUAUUGUGCAAGACAAGAAGUUCCACGCCCACAAAGCCAUCCUGUCUGCAUCGAGUACCUAUUUCCACCAGCUCUUUGUCAUCGCCGAGCAAGUCAUUGAACUCAGCUUUCUUCGAGCGGAGAUCUUCGAGCACAUCAUCAAUUACAUUUACAGCUCCAAGAUUGUACGAAUUCGCUCGGACUUGCUGGAGGAGCUGAUGAGCGCCGGGCAGACACUCGGGGUGAAGUUCCUCGCGAAUUUGGCAACACCGCUCUCCCAAGUCAGAGGGCUGCCUGGUUGGUCAAAGGAGGAAAACCCCCAAAGCCAAACAUCGUCAGGAAAAGAUAUGCCCAUCAUCUCCGAGUCCUAUUCCAUAUCUGCGGAGGAGUUUGAGCAGUCGAUCAAUGCCACGGAUCGAGGCGUGGACUCGGAUGAUGAUGAUGUCAUGUUUGUCUCGGAGACAGACGCCAGAUCGCGAGCUGCCAAUCAGGAAACUUCAGGAGAUGUCAUUUAUGUUGAUGCGGUGAAAUCAGAAAAGGUUGAAGAGGUGCAAAGCAAAAAAUGCGCAAGUGCAACAUUUAAAGAAGAAGCACCCGCAGGGACGCAAGAAAUAAAGCUUCCCGACAGAAGCCCUCUGCGCAGUCCAGACAGCAGCUCCAAUAACCUGAAUUCCCCCACCAGAGUUUCCUCCGGAAGUACUCCCACUACGCCGGCUCAGACCAGCGGCUUAACCCCCGAGCUGCCCACUGCUUCUCAAUCGUCUGGAAAAGGCAACGUGAUGGAAAACACUGACAUACUGGGUGUCCACAAAAAGCAAAUUUGCACUUCACCGCAGCAAGGGGAUUUCAAAAUUAGGCUGUUGGACAUCUCAGACAGCCCCCCGAGUCAAAGAAAUGUCGUCAAACCCACGAUAGCAACGAAAAAGACGGUCACACUCAAUGCAGCCACAGAAAUCGAUUCCAUUUCCCCAGAUUGUAAAAUCUACGCCAACAUAGGAGAGAACACCUACGACAUUGUACCCGUUAAGGAAGAUCCAGGAGAGGGCGGCUCCAAGUCCAACAAAGGGAAGAGAUCCAUCCCGCAAAUACCUGAGAAUCUCAAGCCCUCACCUAACAAGAAAAAGUCAAAGUCCGAUUCCGAAGACCACUACGAGCUGAUCAUGGACGGCAAGACUUUCUAUGUGUGCACCGUGUGCAAGCGACCUUACGUGUGUCGGACUAGCCUCCGCCGCCACUUCAACACGCACUCAUGGGAAAGGAAGUACCCGUGCCGCUACUGUGACAAAGUCUUCGCCCUGGCCGAGUACAGGACUAAACACGAAAUUCAGCACACGGGCGAGCGGCGCUACCAGUGCCUGAUUUGCCAGGACACCUUCCUCAACUACCAACUGCUCUCCAACCACUGCAAACAAGUCCAUAACGUGGACCCUAGCGGGAAGAAGGCCAAGGACGGCGAGGACAACAUUUACCGUCUGCUGCCCUGCAAGACGAUGCAGAUGAAGCCCAACUCGUGGAGCACAGAUGGGUCGACCGUGCCGUUCAUCGGCGAGGAUGGCGGCAUGCACCACAUGGCUCACGGCCAGGAGAGUCUGCGUCCGCCCGCCCAGGGCCAGGUUUUGAACUGGGACGACAUUUUUGACUUUGACGAACAAAUGAUGGGCCGGCCCGGGCCGCCCGUGAACGUUAGCCCACCUGAGGGCAAGUCGGACUUCAAUUUUAACAUUCCGGAGACGUAUUGAGCCGCGCUGGCCCGUGCCAUUACUCGUGCCUUUUUGGAGGGCCCCACUUGGACUUCCAUUCCUCCUCCGUGGAGCUUUCUGUUCUCCACGGUAGUCUGGAUGAGCGAAUGUUCACACACGUGACUGCACCGCAUGUCAUUUGAAUCUGCAUCCAGAACCCUGAUUAUCUGUAUUUUCAACAAGACUUUGAACAGCUGACAUUUAAUAGACAUCAAACUUAUUUAGUACCGAACUUUAGGCCAUGUUUCCUAGACCAGUGUUUCCCAAUCUUAAUUAAGCAAAGGCACAUACAUCCAAAAAGUUUGAGAAAAAAAUUAUGACCUCGUCUCAACUAACUUAAAAAUGUACUUAGUAUGAAAUCUGGGCAUGCUAGUUGAACACAAAGCUAUUCUGUUUUGUAACUGGCAACAGAUGGUGACACAGAUUAUUUGUACUUUGUGGAAGAGCACUUAAUUUUCUGCUUGUCACUAUACGUCACUGGCAUAGAUUGACGAACAAAGGCACAUUAUUUCGAUUGAAUAAUAAUUUUCUGACCAAUUAAUUAAAAUUACAUUAACCCUUUAAACUCA
This is a messenger RNA of Hippocampus comes (tiger tail seahorse), 2817 nucleotides long. It is a transcript of the gene zbtb33, whose product is annotated as zinc finger and BTB domain containing 33. Gene Ontology annotation, biological process: regulation of transcription by RNA polymerase II. Bases 425 to 2248 code for a protein of 607 amino acids. The transcript is spliced from 2 exons. The record is from RefSeq and is a predicted model, not a curated record. Gene Ontology annotation, molecular function: protein binding; DNA-binding transcription factor activity, RNA polymerase II-specific; RNA polymerase II cis-regulatory region sequence-specific DNA binding. Lineage: Eukaryota; Metazoa; Chordata; Actinopteri; Syngnathiformes; Syngnathidae.